Molecule: messenger RNA, 2235 nt
Organism: Penicillium olsonii
Lineage: Eukaryota; Fungi; Ascomycota; Eurotiomycetes; Eurotiales; Aspergillaceae
Source: the annotation of a GenBank genome assembly
AUGACAUCGCCCGGAGAUGCUGCGCCGGUCAAACCUCCGCCGUCCUUCUCCCCCGGCGUUGCGCGAGUCGCAUCCACCUCGCCAUCGCGAUACCCCGGGGAGCAGGAACCACCCCAAUCCCUAGAUGCCGACCUAGCAGAAGCCCGGUCGGUGACCUCCCCGGGUCCUCUCUCGUCCACGAUUGCCGACUUGCCGCUACGACCUGGCUCGACACACUCGCGCUCUGGGAGAUCCUCAACCCCGCAAUUAGCAAGAUCAUCAGUCGGAUCACCUUUAGAUGGACGAUUUGAUGGCUCAGAGGAUAUUAGGUCGUUAAUCAUCCGGUCAUUUUCGCCGACUAUCGCUGUCCAUGCUUCCGAGGACACUGACGAUCUGGUGAGGAAUAAGGGGUUCAAAGGGGGGUUCUGGGAAUUGAUUCGGCCCUUUGGGGAAACGGUUCCUGGCAAGGUUGUGAUACGGGACAGUAUCGGCUCAAGUCGCGCUUGGGAAGACUAUGGAGUCCGAUUUGUCGAUUUCAAAGGGAUCGGCAGGGCCCCAACGGGCCGAGAUUCUGGGCCUCUGGCGCAGAUGGAGGAGGUGCUGUCCAAACAUUUGGACUCUUCAGAAGGCUUGCUGGGAGCCUCAGUACGGACUAGGGACGUUUUGGGCUAUCCCGCAACAACACCAUUAUGCAAGCUGUUCCUUCAACAGUUGCUAUGUUCAGCCCCCGCAGCGCCUCAUGAGACGUUUGGCCACCCAGUGGCCAAUGUGAUAGCAAUCAGCUCGCGAAAUCCGGCUCCGUUGGAAACCCUCAGACAACUAUACGCCGACACUACCACGGGCAACAAACAACCCCCCGAGUGGGUCAACCAGGAGUACCUUAGAUAUUACGUCCUGGUUCAUGAUGAGGAGCGAGAUGAUAUUACGGAAUCCACGAAGCUUUACGAUCAGAUGAAGCGGCACUUCGGGCUGCACUGCCACCUUCUGAGACUGCGGAGCAGCCAGUGUGUGGUAACAGACGAUGACAGCAUGCAAGUCCCUCAGUGUGAAUGGCUCUCGCCUUCAGAGCAUCUUUCGGGGGUAGGAGAAGCAGAAGCUUUAGUUGACCUCGGCACUGAUGGUACCCCAUACCUUUUCGAUUCCGAUGCCACUUCAAUAAGAGCAUUCAUUCGCGAGCUAGUGGUGCAGUCGGUGAUACCAUUCAUGGAAAACAAAGUGGCUGUGUGGAAUGAUCAAGUCGCCUCUCGCAGGCGUGGCAUCAGCGGCAGGUUCAUGUCCAUGUCACGACGGUGGGCCGGUUUCGGGUCAAGCUCGCGCACGAGCAUCGCAGGCUCAUCUGGAGGAAACAGUGGCAACUAUGAUUCAGUCCAGCACUUUUACGGCCCAGACUCCCCAGAGGCUGUCUUGCGAAAGAUGGCAGACUUCGCGUUCAUGCUUCGUGACUGGAAACUUUCCACAUCCACGUACGAAAUGAUACGGUCUGACUUUGGCAAUGACAAGGCUUGGAAGUACCAUGCCGGUGCCCAUGAGAUGUGUGCUGUCAGCAUGCUGUUGAACCCUCUUGCCACAUCCGCUAAGAUCAAGCUCGACAGUGUCGACCAACUGUUUGAAACUGCUUGCUACUCAUACCUCACACGUUGUUCGGACGCACCCCAUGCUCUGCGCUGUCUUUCCCUGGCGGUUGAGCUUCUCAAAUCUCGGGGUGGCUCUGCCACCGAGAGCGCCGCCAAAUGGGCCAUGCGGGUCAUGGACUUUGGUUUGGUCGGCUCAGUGGGUCAGAUCCUUUACACCGAACGAGUAGCAGCCUGUUACGCCUGCAAAACACCCCACGGUGCAGCAAAAUGGGGCGGCCGACGCAGAAAAGCUGGAAUGUGGAGCAUUCUUGCAGCUGACCAGUGGCUCAAAGCUGGAAAGCCAACCCUGGCCUCAGCGUGUCUAGAAGAAGCCGAGCGGUUAUAUGCAGAUGUGCUUCAGGCUGAUGGGGCCUUCCCGAUGCCUGAAAUGCAAAGCUUUGUUGAUAAUCUGCGUCAUGCUGUGAGAGUCGAAUACCUUGAGGCUCGGGGCUUCGACGCCAAAGGCCCACCAGCCCCAGAAGAUCCGGUGGGAACUGAGGAGACCAGCGAGAAGCUGGACAAGCGCAAUCAUCGUCGCUCUCUGAUCGGGCUUCCCAUGCAGCUAGAUGCUGGGACCCUUAACAUGACGCCCGGCCCCCGGGACACUGAGAACCCUCCUAGCGAUGAUUUUGAGCGCGCUUAA